Exophiala bonariae is the source of this 2781-nucleotide messenger RNA. RefSeq lists its product as uncharacterized. Gene Ontology annotation, biological process: aspartyl-tRNA aminoacylation. Gene Ontology annotation, molecular function: RNA binding; ATP binding; aspartate-tRNA ligase activity. Gene Ontology annotation, cellular component: aminoacyl-tRNA synthetase multienzyme complex; cytoplasm; cytosol. Bases 1 to 2781 code for a protein of 926 amino acids. The transcript has a single exon. The record is from RefSeq and is a predicted model, not a curated record. NCBI's taxonomy places the organism in Eukaryota, Fungi, Ascomycota, Eurotiomycetes, Chaetothyriales, Herpotrichiellaceae.
AUGUCAAAGGUAAAAUCAGCGCUCUCAAACUUACGCGUCCGGAUUCUGCAUCACAAGGAUGAUAUUAGCUCAAAGCUGGAUCGCCACGAUCAUGAGGAGUCGCGGGGCGGUUCUGAGGAUGAUGUUGCACGGGUAAUUCAUGGUGAGGUUGACGAUUGGUCGAGCAGCGAGGACGACGAGCAAGAUGGCCUCCAUAGCCAGCCAGGGAAAGCCUUGGACGAUUUCUUACACAACGACGAUCCCCCAGAAAUAAAGUGUCACUAUGGUCAACUACCACUGAUGCAGUCGCAAGAUGAUGCCUUUGAUCCCGGCCAGAAGGUCACCUGGACACGCUUGGUCGAUGUCAAGCCGGGGAUGCUUGGGAGAGAAGUCUCAUUCCGUGCUCGAAUACAUGUGGUGCGCCACAUGAGUGCAGCAAUGGCUUUCAUAGUCUUCCGUCAGCAGAUUACAACCAUUCAAGGAGUUAUCAGUGCCCAGGAGGACGGAAUCUCCGAAAGCAUGGUAAGGUGGGCUCAACAUAUCAGGCCUGGUUCGGUCGUUAUUGUACAAGCAAAAAUCAAACAACCCGACAAGAAAGUGCAUGGAGCAAGUACAAAUGAUGUGGAACUUCUGAUCCAGCAACUUCAUGUGGUGUCAGCGAGAACAGCACCAGUGCCCUUCUCAGUUUAUGAGGCAGAGGCUGCCACUGACGGCCAUGCACUGUCAGAUCGAGUUCGAUUGAGUAACAGGAUAUUAGAUUUGAGGACUCCGACAUCACAAGCAAUCUUCCGAAUUCAAUCCGAGGUCUGCAAGACUUUCCGGACUUUCCUCGAGGAGCGCGGAUUUCUGGAGAUCCACACUCCGAAACUGCAAGGAGGCGCAACAGAAGGUGGUGCUGAUGUCUUCAAGCUCAAUUAUUUUGGUCGCCCUGCUUUUCUUGCUCAAAGUCCCCAGCUGGCUAAGCAAAUGUGUAUAUCGGCUGACAUGGAAAGAGUCUACGAGAUUGGACCUGUUUUUAGGGCUGGUAUGUCUUUCGUCUUGUUCCGUCCUUUGCCCGCCUUCAUUAACUAUGAUCUAGAGAACUCCAAUACCCCAAGACACAUGACUGAAUAUACAGGUUUGGAUUUGGAAAUGACCAUCGACCAUCAUUACCAUGAGGCUAUGUGGUUGAUAGAUGCAACUUUGAAAGAGGUCUUCAAGGCUAUCUACGACCGACAUCGUGAUAAUAUUGCCACUCUCAAGCACCAUUUUCCUCAUGACGACUUGAUAUGGUUGCCUCAAACGCCAAGAAUAAGUUUUGCCGAAGGAGUUCAAAUGCUGAAUGAUUCAGGAUGGAGAAAUGAAAGUGGUGAUCAGCAAUCGGAACACGAGGACCUGCCAACAAAGGGAGAAAGACAUCUUGGGGAACUUGUAAAAGACAAGUACAAGACCGAUUACUAUAUCUUGGAUAAAUUUCCCACGGCUGCACGACCAUUUUAUACAAUGCUGGAUCCGAAGAAUGAUAAGUUUACGAACUCAUUUGAUUUCAUGGUACGGGGACAAGAAAUAUUGUCAGGCGGUCAACGUGUGCACGAUUAUCAGAUAUUAGCACAACGUAUGGAAGAAUCGGAUAUGGAUACAGAAUCGCUCAAAGAAUACAUUGAGGGGUUUGAAUGGGUCGCACCUCCUCAUGCUGGAGCUGGCAUUGGACUUGAACGACUGGUAUCACUGAUUCUGGAUCUAGGGAACCUGCGGUAUGCGACGCUGUUCCCUCGAGAUCCGAAAAGCUUUCCACAGGCCAAAUCAAGCUCAGCCCUGCGUCACCCAGAGGAUGGUACCUUACAAAGGACGAAGGGUCAUCUACCUGCAUUACAAAAUCUAAUUGCCAAUUACGGUGAUGCAACCAACACGUCUUGGAUGGAUCAAAGAUACAAGAUCUGGCGCGAUGAGAAGACUGGUGCUGCAAUAUCCUAUGUACCGACAAAGGAUCGAGCUAUAUGUGCGGGAAACCCCCUUUGCGAUCCACGACAGUUUGAAGAUGUCAUCACCGCCUUUUUAAAGUGGCUGCGUCAUGAAACCAAACUCAGGCCGCUGUUUAUACUAGUGGGCAAGGAUGUGGAGGACGUUUUAGCUGACCGCCUAGGUUGGAAGAGCUUCUCAAACGUUGCGGAGCAGCGCGUUAACUUGGCAAACAACGAACAUCUGGACAUCAGCAGUGAUGUUGACCGGAAAAUCCGACAUGCACGGAAAGAGGGACUACAAGUGACUGACUAUGGGAGCAAAGUACCAGAUGAUGUUCAAAGGCGAUGUAAAGAUCGUAUCGAAGAAUGGAAAAAGAACAGAGAAGGGGCACAGGUUCAUCUUAGCGAGAUUACUCCCUUCAUCGACACUGAGCAUCGCCAAUACUUCGUCACAGAGGAUCGCGAAAGCCGGGUACAUUCGUUGGUUGUCCUCGCUCAGUUGGCACCUAGAUGGGGUAUCCAGGUGAAAUGGGCUCUUGACUUUCCGCAGAGCACGAACGGAUCCAUUGAGCUCACUGUCUUCACCGCUCUCAAAAGCGCCGCUGAUGCUGGGAACAAGACCUGCACUUUCGGCGCUGGAGCUACGAGCAAACUCACGACUGGGAACAACCUUGGUAAGGCGAAGUCCACGUUAUUGAAUUCGGUAUACCAGACCCUAUCAGCCAAGUUCAGUCUGGACCAAAAGACAGGGUUUAGGUCAAAGUUCAACACUCUGGAUGAUCCGCUUUUCCUUUGUUAUCCUCCCAGAGGCUUGGGCCCUAAGGGUGCACAGGCGAUUGUGGAUUUUUUCCAGUCAGAGUAG